This is a messenger RNA of Arabidopsis lyrata subsp. lyrata, 1783 nucleotides long. Its product is annotated as probable disease resistance protein At5g66910. The record is from RefSeq and is a predicted model, not a curated record. Gene Ontology annotation, biological process: defense response to fungus. Gene Ontology annotation, molecular function: ADP binding. NCBI's taxonomy places the organism in Eukaryota, Viridiplantae, Streptophyta, Magnoliopsida, Brassicales, Brassicaceae.
AAAGCUUACUAUUACAAUCUUAUUAGUCCAUAACUUACUAUUACAGAUUUUUACAGAAAAAAUCUGUGAGUUAUUUUUUCAUUCUUUGUUUUCUCUGUUUUGCCAAAUUUCCGAGGAAACAAGAAUGAACGAUUGGCUUAGUUUGGUAUUAGGAGCUUUGGCCUCCGAAGGUCUGAAACUUUUGAUUGCUGAGGCAAAGAAGGUUUUAGCUUUCAAAUCUGUGUCUAAUGAGCUCGCAUCGGAUAUGGAGUUUUUGCUUCCGGUGACCACACAGAUCGAAUCGUUGCAAGAUGUUAUGGAACUACAAGAUCUUAAAGACAUGAUCGUUGAAGCUCUUGUAGUGGUUGAGGAGUGUUCACGUAUCAAGAAGUGGAAUAUACUCUUGAAAUCUAAGUACACGACAAAAGUUGUGGAAAUCAAUAGGAAGAUGUUCAAGUUCUGUCAGGUUCAACUACAGCUUCUUCAGUUUAGGAACCAAUUGCAGUUUAACAAUUAUCUCCAGAUCAUCAAUAAGAAGCUCGAUCUUUUGAGUGUUUCUUCUCCCUCUCCUGUUUUCUCGAAGCGUUGUUCGGUUCCCAAGCUUAAUACGGUUCUUGUUGGAUUGGAUUGGCCAUUGAUGGAGCUGAAGAAGAAACUCCUUGGCAAUUCAGUGGUUGUGGUGUCUGGUCCUCCUGGUUGCGGGAAGACCACGCUGGUUACUCAGCUUUGUGACGAUGAUAAGAUCAAAGGUGAAUUCAAGAAAAUCUUCUUUAGCGUUGUGUCGAACACCCCUAAUUUCAGGGCCAUAGCAAAUUUACUUCAGGACAACGGUUACGGAGCAAUUACAUUUGACGAUGAUUCUCAAGCAGAAACUGGCUUAAGAGAUCUGCUGGAGGAACUCACAAAAGAUGGUCCUAUAUUGUUGGUGUUGGAUGAUGUGUGGCGUGGAUCAGAAUUCUUGCUUCGGAAAUUUCAAAUUGAAUUAGAAGAUUAUAAGAUUUUGGUGACUUCUCGGUUUGACUUUUCGAGUUUAUGGUCCACUUAUCAUUUGGAAACUUUGAAAGAUGAAGAUGCUAAAGCCCUUCUCAUUCAAUGGGCAUCGCCGCCUCUACAUACAUCUUAAGAUGAGUAUGAAGAUCUUAUCCAAAAGAUAUUGAAACGUUGCAAUGGAUUCCCUCUCGUAAUUGAAGUAGUCGGCAUUUCACUUAAAGGACAAGCUCUGUAUUUAUGGAAAGGCCAAGUGGAAAGCUGGUCUGAAGGGGAAACAAUUCUUGGUAACGCUCAUCCUACUGUCCUAAAACGUCUGCAGCCUAGCUUUAGUGCCCUGAAACCCCAUCUUAAAGAGUGUUUCUUGGACAUGGGUUCAUUUCUUGAGGACCAAAAGAUACAUGCUUCGCUUAUAAUUGACAUAUGGGUGGAAUUAUAUGGUAGAGGUAGUACUAGUACUAACAUGUACAUGAAAUACCUUAAUGACCUUGCUUCCCAGAAUCUGCUUAAACUUGUUCCUCUCGGGACAAAUGAGUACGAAGACGGAUUCUACAAUGAGUUGUUAGUCACUCAACAUGAUAUUCUGAGGGAGUUGGCUAUUUUUCAAAGCGAACUGGAACCAAUCCUGGAAAGAAAAAAACUAAAUUUGGAGAUACGAGAGGACAACUAUCCGGACUGGUGUUCGAAUCUAAGGCAACCUAUUAAUGCUCGACUUUUGUCUAUUUCUACGGGUAAUUCUUUCAGAUUCUCUUUUUUGUUCUGAAAAUUGUGCAUAGAGAUUAUAUAUCUGCUGUUUCUAGAAAUAUGACCUCCCGAU